Ostrea edulis (European flat oyster) is the source of this 2570-nucleotide messenger RNA. Its product is annotated as IgGFc-binding protein-like. The record is from RefSeq and is a predicted model, not a curated record. The transcript has 4 exons. NCBI's taxonomy places the organism in Eukaryota, Metazoa, Mollusca, Bivalvia, Ostreida, Ostreidae. The coding region runs from base 593 to 2212 and encodes 539 amino acids.
GCAAACACGGACCCUUGGAUACACCAGAGGUGGGAUCAGGUGCCCAGGAGGAGUAAGCACCCCCUGUUGACCAGUCACACCCUCCGUGAGUCCUAUAUCCUGAUCAGGUAAACGGAGUUAUCCGCAGUCAAAAUCAGUGUAUCUAUUUAUUUAUUUAUUUUAUAUAUUUAUUUCUUUAUUUAUUUUAUCCAUUUAUUUAUUUUGUUUUAUCUAUUUAUUUAUUUAUUUUAUUUAUUUUCCGUAUCUACAUUUUACUUCUCAUUUCCGUCGGACUUCCCAAUCGUGUUCUAAAGUCGCACUCUAUCAUCACGAUGCAUACACACGAUGCUCACAUUUAGGAGGAAAUGGCUAUCAUUUCAAUUAGCGAGGAUGGUAUCUAAGACGAGAACAAUGUGAAUAUCCAAACGUACAACCUGAUACAAGUUACAUCCUGAGAAGAGGCCGUGUUUAAAGUGUUCUCCAUCAUAUAAAUUUACUACUCUUGACCUUCAAACUUCCGAGUAUGAUUUCUCAACCAUGAAGUGGGAUACAAAAAAUGCAGUACUGCUUGUAUAGUGUUGAAGAGGUCAGUCAGACGUGAAAGCGGUAAAUCAUGGCACUGAUAAAGAGCAACCCGUAUUUGGUUUUGGUGUCUCUUCUAUUCGUGUUUAUGGCAGAUAUCUACAGUGGCCAAACAAUUGAUUUUGUUAAAGACACCUGGAUAACAUCACCUGGGAUAGAGUCUCUGAGAAAAGAAUUACGUGUGUUAUCGCAAGCUGUUAAAAACCAAGCACUUAGAAUAAACAUUCUUGAAGGAGAAUUGACCGAUGUCAAGCAGAAAAAGUGUCAAUGUGAGAGUCUUGUAUUUUCGCCCGAAUCCUAUCCAACCACAAAAAUGACAUUGACAACGACGAAGGCGAUGGUGACAUCGUCGACACUCACAUCAACGACACUAAAGGAUUCAACAAUUGAAUUGCCAGCAUUAAAAGGUAAUGCAGGCCGAGAGUUCCUUGUUUUAUUCAUGAGGAAUCACCCAGGAUCGACAGGAGCCUUAAGUCUUUAUGUAACGACAGAAAAUGAAACAAUUCUAAAUGUAUCAAGUGCCCAGGAUUUGAAGCCCGCUAUUAAAUCGAAAAUUGACAGGAAAACUACAGUUACAUCCGAAUUGAAUUUUACUCUCCCUUUUGAUCUGACUUGUAAAUAUCUGACAGUGGAACCUAAGGCUGUGCUUUUACAGACCUCGGAGUUGUCAACAGUCACUGCUUUCGAUAGUCUUUAUGAAGGAGCAACAGACGGAUCGCUGAUUAUUCCCACGAGUAAACUGUCCACUAAAUACCUCAUCUCUACAACAGAACCUUACAAAAUAAAUAGAGAUUUUUACAGUCAAUUUGCAAUAGGAGCACUCUUUGACGGGUCGAAUAUCAAUGUAACAUUUAAAAUGAAGAAAGAAGUACCAUUAUCUCUGCCUGAUGGGAGCUACACUGACGGAGAUGUCUGUUCAAUCGCGUUAGGAAGGCUCGAAACAUUCCAGGUACGGCAUACGACGGAUCUCACCGGAACUCUAAUUACGUCAUCAAAACCAAUAGCAGUAUUCUCAGGUCAUCGAUGCCAGGCUCUGAAAUCUAAAUACUGCAGUCACAUGGUGACUCAGCUACCGCCGACGAACGAACUAGAUAAGGAUUAUAUCGUGCCCACAUUCUAUAAUAAUGAAGCCACUCUAAUCCAAGUAGUCAGCGAACAUACAAGUACUGUAAUUCUAACUGUCGGAGACAGACAAUCGACGUGGUACUUAAACGAAAGAGACUUUAAAAACGUGGAAGUGAAGUCAGGUGAAAUAACCGUCAUAGUCUCAGAUCAGCCUGUGCUGGUUUCCGGUUUUGGAAUGGGCGUGCCAUACGAUUCCUAUAUGACGGUCAUUCCCGGCGUGCAUCAGUAUCUCGAUUUCUACAAGAUAACAGUACCAGCUGGAUAUACAGAAAACUAUAUAUGUGUUAUUAUUCCAAUGGACUACAAGACCAAUCUGCGGAUAAAUGGCUUGCGCGUUAAUCAGUAUAAAGUGGUGUACGAGAGCUCCAAAGUUUUAAAUACAACAACUUACGUCAUUUAUACCUUCGAAGUUGAAGCUGGAACAUUCCUUUUAUCGACAUCAGAUCAUUCAGCAUUCGGGUUGAUCGUUUACGGUCAUAGAAACAUUGACGGGUAUAGUUUCGCAGGCAAUAUCCUUCUUCCAUGAUCAACAUCACCUGCAUCAGAUCACUGUGCUGUACAGUACAAUGUGCUGAAACUCACGCAACAAUAAUCAUCUCUGUAAACCUCGUGUGUACUGAAACUCCCGCAACAAUAAUCAUCGCUGUAAAUAUCGUGUGUGCUGAAACUCCCGCAACAAUGAUCAUCGCUGUAAACCCCGUGUGUGCUGAAACUCCCGCAACAAUAAUCAUCGCUGUAAACCUCGUGUGUGCUGAAACUCCCGCAACAAUGAUCAUUGCUGUAAAUAUCGUGUGUGCUGAAAAUAACUUUUGAUUUUUUUUUUACCUGGAACAGACAUUAGAAACUGUUUGAUUGUAUUACUUUUUAUAAAUGAUGGCAUCUAC